Molecule: messenger RNA, 1047 nt
Organism: Guillardia theta CCMP2712
Lineage: Eukaryota; Cryptophyceae; Pyrenomonadales; Geminigeraceae
Exons: 1
Coding region: 1-1047 (348 amino acids)
Source: RefSeq, a predicted model, not a curated record
AUGCCCGCGUCUGGCUCCUCCGUCCAGGAGCUCGUAUCCUCCGUCUUCGACACCCUCAGACUCUACUCCGUCCCCAGUGGCUUCCAUCAGCUGGCCUUCGUCCCCAUCGGAUCCGAGGUCGUCUUCUAUGCCAGGCUGGUGUCCGAGGCCUUCCGCCUUGGAUUCGUCAUACAGCUCCUCGACAUUGACGACCAAGAUCCUGCAGUACCCAAGGAGUGUCUCCUCAACCUCUCCUCGUCCUACAGCCCACUCAUCGUCCGCAUGUCUAUCGCCCUCCGCGCAUGCCAGUUCUGCUCUCCCUCCGGGAGCUAUCAGCUGCUCGUCCCCCAGGUCUACCAGGCCUACCUGUCCCGGUCCUCCGAUGACGGCCUCGAGCUGAGGCUUGCCCUCGAGAAGUGCUUCCGGCUCUGCUUUGAUGUCGAGCAGGACUGCCCCUCUCCCCGCUACACCGCGCGCAGCUCCCUCUAUGCCGAGUGCGUUGCUCGGGACGUGAGCUGCUUCUCCCCCCGGUCGUGGGACGCCUCCGUGAGUCUGUCGGUCUGCUUCACUCAGGUGGCAGAGGACGACUGCUCCUUGAUGCUGCGCGAGGUCAGCGAUGCCGUCAUGUCCAUCGCCCUGGUCCGCAUCGAGGACCGGCGCUACCUGACGUCUCUCAGCCUCCUCCUCCUGCUCCUCAAGGCGUACGUGGACCAGCGGUACCUCCUGUUCGCGGCUCCGGUCAUGCGCGUGGGCGGCUACUGCCUAGAGCGCCACCCGGGCCUGCUUGAUAUCGCGUGCGAGGCCCUCGCCUUUGACGACUUCCGCAAGGUCAUGCACCUCGCGCUCGACAUCUUGCCGCAAGCAGACGUCAGCAGCAGCCAGCGCCCGGAGGCCCAGCGUCUCCUCUUCGAGAUCCUGGAGCAGAUGCUUGACCACCCGCUGGUGCUGGGCCUACAAGACAGCAGCCCACAGAGCAUGUGGCUCCUGGACAAGCUUGGAGCGUCGAGGGACACGAGCGCGAGCCCGGCCGAGACUGUUUUGGAGUCGAUCGCACUACUCGGCGUGUGA